AUGGCAGUGCCAAGGAAGCCACAGCCUAUCUACGCCGACACUAAAACUGGAAACAAACAGCUCCUGGAAAAUUCAGGACUGGUCCCAAAGUACAUCAAGAAAAACGUGAACUUACCACUACAUAUGAAAAGACUGCUUUUGCUUUGUCUGUCAAGCAGGUAGUGAAUUUGUCCAAGAUAUUGACUUGCUAUUCAAAGAAAGACGCUUAUAUGCUUAUUGCACCAAGACUGGACACUCAAUCAAUGUGAACUGAACUGAAGAGGAUCCCAACAUAACUAUUUUCCCAUCCCCUCCCUAGGACUUCGGAAAGACCCCUGAGUACCUGCAGCAGCGCGCUGAGGUGAGGAGGCCUCAGGACAAGUAUGAAAGCUAUGUCAAGGAGUGCAUGAAACAGGGCACCAUGAAACAGCUCUCUGAGGAUGAGUGAAACAACAUCAUACAGGUAAACCACAUAGGUCCUUAGAACCAAGCCAAUAGAAUCUGUCCUAGAAUAGAUCAUAAUGAUACAUUACAUUAAUGUAUGUGUUUUAGCUGAUCAGUCAGUUAGAUAAGGUUCAGUAUUAGAUCAAUGUAUCAAAUGAUGAAUAGGCUUACAAAUUCUGUUAAGCACCAGCAUACAUUCAAAGGGUUUGAGAGAGACAUUUCCCAGAAAGACAUUCCCAUUACACUGACAUACAUGGGCUUAUUGAUAAUGAAUUGUUCUUGAGCAAGAAUGGAAAGCUCAUCUCCCUUGCCUGUGUUUUUGAUGGGUCAUCCUCUUUCCAGGGCAUGAAGAAGAACUGGGGGGAGCUGCACCAUCAGUACCAGGAACUCUCUGUUGUCAUGGACACCACCCCCAAGAAGUACUGCAAGGAGCGUCUGGAGCUGGAGAUGAAGCAGCUGGAGAGGGACAUUGACCUCAUCGAGCGAUACAAGACCAUCUACAUCGCCAACAACAACUAA
Molecule: messenger RNA, 942 nt
Organism: Coregonus sp. 'balchen'
Lineage: Eukaryota; Metazoa; Chordata; Actinopteri; Salmoniformes; Salmonidae
Source: the annotation of a GenBank genome assembly